UUAGUCAGCAGGGAUGGGAAAUAUGUGUGAUUCUUUGUCUUCUGUAUUUUUGACAAAAGAAUUCCCACUUGAAUUGCGGUGCUCUAUUCAGUCUCCCUCUGAGCCUGUGGUUAACAGCAGUCAGUCUUUGCAGUGUUCUGACGUCACCCAGUGUAUGCAUAAGCUAUGCUAUUGUCUUACUGAGAGCAGGGACUGUGGAUUGCAGUAUCUGGUGUCUGCUACCUAUUUCUGCCUCACUGCAUCAGCAGAAGAGACCUGGCCUUCCCUUGGCUACUGGAUUUUAAAAGAAUCCCUCCUGAUAAGCUAUAUGCACAACAUUAUCUUUUCCUUGUUUCUACAAAGAAGACCUGUUUUGCUUUGAGGGCUGCAGGAAAAGGCAUUUUGCAGACUGAAGCUUGGGAAGAGGAGAGCAAAAUCUGACGGCUGGAUAGCUCUGGGACCGCGUUUGUCUGGCUUCAUGAUCCCUGCUGUGUAGCAGUCUCAUCCCUCCUUCUCUCACACACAUAUCCCCCCUCUCUCUCUUCCUUUUCCUUUCCAACCCCCCCCCCCCCCUUUUUGAGAUACAAGCGUCUGGAGCCAGCCAUGUUUGGCACUGAGUCGUCAUAUGGUAAGAAAUGCUCAGAGGUGUUUUGCCAGUCUCUUCCUCUGACAUACAGCCUACAGUACCCGGUGUUCCUCAACAGUCUCCAUUCCAAGUACUAACCAGAGUUGACCCUGCUUCGCUUCCAAGAUCAGUGAGCAUGUUUUUGAACACAUUGACGCCCAAGUUCUACGUUGCAUUAACAGGCACUUCCUCAUUAAUUUCAGGACUUAUUUUGAUAUUUGAAUGGUGGUAUUUUCGCAAAUAUGGGACGUCAUUCAUUGAGCAAGUCUCUGUGAGUCACUUGCGCCCUCUGCUGGGUGGGGUGGACAAUAAUUCUCCCACUAACUCAAAUACAAGCAAUGGAGAUUCAGAUUCCAAUCGGCAGAGUGUUUCAGAAUGCAAAGUCUGGCGAAAUCCACUAAACCUGUUUAGAGGAGCUGAAUAUAACCGGUAUACAUGGGUGACAGGAAGAGAACCUUUGACAUACUAUGAUAUGAAUCUUUCAGCACAAGAUCAUCAAACUUUCUUUACAUGUGAUACAGACCAUUUAAGGCCUGCAGAUGCCAUAAUGCAAAAGGCAUGGAGAGAGAGAAACCCCCAAGCCAGAAUCUCUGCAGCACACGAAGCCUUAGAGUUAAAUGAGUGUGCAACUGCUUAUAUACUCUUGGCAGAAGAGGAAGCAACAACUAUUGUGGAAGCAGAAAAACUGUUUAAACAAGCCCUGAAAGCUGGUGAAGGCUGUUACAGACGUAGCCAGCAGUUACAGCAUCAUGGCGCCCAGUAUGAAGCUCAACACAGACGGGACACUAAUGUAUUAGUCUACAUUAAAAGGAGACUGGCUAUGUGUGCAAGAAAGCUUGGGAGGACCAGGGAAGCUGUGAAAAUGAUGAGAGAUUUAAUGAAAGAAUUUCCUCUUCUUAGCAUGUUCAACAUCCAUGAAAAUUUGCUAGAAGCUCUGCUGGAGUUACAAGCGUAUGCAGAUGUUCAGGCAGUUUUAGCAAAAUAUGAUGAUAUAAGUCUACCAAAAUCAGCAACAAUAUGCUACACAGCUGCUCUUCUCAAAGCAAGAGCCGUCUCUGACAAAUUUUCUCCAGAGGCAGCUUCAAGACGAGGGCUGAGCACAGCAGAGAUGAAUGCAGUGGAAGCUAUUCACAGAGCAGUAGAAUUCAAUCCACAUGUGCCAAAAUACCUUCUAGAAAUGAAAAGCUUAAUAUUGCCUCCUGAACAUAUUUUGAAGAGAGGCGACAGCGAAGCAAUAGCUUAUGCUUUCUUCCACCUCCAGCACUGGAAACGGGUCGAGGGAGCGCUGAAUCUCUUACAUUGUACGUGGGAAGGCACUUUCAGAAUGAUCCCUUACCCAUUGGAAAAGGGGCAUCUUUUCUACCCUUACCCCAUCUGUACAGAAACAGCAGACAGAGAAUUGCUUCCAUCAUUCCAUGAAGUCUCAGUUUACCCCAAGAAGGAGCUUCCAUUCUUUAUUCUCUUCACUGCUGGGUUAUGUUCCUUCACAGCAAUGCUGGCCCUUCUGACACACCAGUUCCCAGAGCUAAUGGGAGUCUUCGCAAAAGCGUUCCUGAGCACCCUUUUUGCCCCGUUGAACUUUGUGAUGGAAAAAGUGGAAAGCAUCCUUCCCUCCAGUCUCUGGCAUCAGUUGACAAGAAUCUGAAGGAAAUUUCUUCCGAAUGACUGCCAUGACAUUUUCUGUGCCAACUGACUGUUGACUAUCAGAAAGCAUGUUUUUUAAAAAAGGGAAGCCGUUCUAAGCUCUUCAUGGGUUGUCUGUUAUCAUAUUUUUUUGUUGUACAAAAUACAUUGAUGUUUGGUUCUAUUCUAUUUUGCUUUCAAAAAACAGGACAAAAAAAUCUUUAAAAAAUAAACCUUUUGUGUAUUGCA
Messenger RNA from Anolis carolinensis (green anole), 2476 nucleotides. It is a transcript of the gene st7, whose product is annotated as suppression of tumorigenicity 7. Lineage: Eukaryota; Metazoa; Chordata; Lepidosauria; Squamata; Anolidae. Bases 615 to 2249 code for a protein of 544 amino acids. The record is from RefSeq and is a predicted model, not a curated record. The transcript is spliced from 16 exons.